This is a messenger RNA of Nematolebias whitei (Rio pearlfish), 2424 nucleotides long. RefSeq names its product BCL2 associated athanogene 4 (gene bag4). Gene Ontology annotation, cellular component: nucleus; cytoplasm; cytosol. The record is from RefSeq and is a predicted model, not a curated record. Gene Ontology annotation, molecular function: protein-folding chaperone binding; adenyl-nucleotide exchange factor activity. Gene Ontology annotation, biological process: protein stabilization. NCBI's taxonomy places the organism in Eukaryota, Metazoa, Chordata, Actinopteri, Cyprinodontiformes, Rivulidae.
AUGCACCAUCCUCAAAUCACUCAACUCAAACCUGGCUGGCCCUCGACUUGUAACUCGAAAAAUAAUCACGGAAACUGGAAUAACACUAUGGAUGCUCCUCAGUAUCCAGGAUAUGCUUCACAUUACUGGUAUCCACAGUCUCACUCUGCUGAGCACUAUGCAAAUGCUUAUCCCUCAGGAUCAGACGUUCAGCCGCCAUACAAUCCACAGAUGAUGCCUGGAGGGUAUCCAAAUGGCCACGGAGUGUACAACCCUGCUCAAAGUCAGUACUCAACCAGUGGUUUCCACCCGUCAAAUCCGUUCUACUGCGCUGAUCCUCAGAGAAGCUCUUAUCCAAACCAAGCGUGUCCAGCUGAGCAGAGCGGUGGGCCAUCUGGGCAAGCACACCAACAUCAUCACUAUCCUGGUCCACACUGUCAAGGCGGUCCUGGAUAUCCUUCUGGCCCAUACCCACACUACAGUGAAGGUGGACAUGGAAUGCCUCCAAACACCCCGUACCCCACUGGCCAGCCUCUCCACCCAAGCCCUCAGGCCGAUGCUUGGGGGCACUCUGGUCCAUACCCUCCCACGCAGCAGCAAUGGCAACAUGGACAGCAGCCUCCACAAAAUCACUUUGCUAACCAUGUCCGUCCAGCACAUCCUCCAGCGUGGCCAGGAACUGGAACUGGUGCUCCACCACCUUAUCAGCCAAAGGAUCCGCAUCACCAGCGUGCCCCUCAGCCAGGACCUAAACCCAGGCCAGCACUGUCACCUAAUCCCCCCAAUGGAAAUCCUGCUGAAAUAAGUUCACCUCCCCAAAUUUACAUCAAGAACGGGAGAGGUGAUACUGUUCCUCCACAAUCUGAGACCCCACCAGCUUCUAGUCAGGCAGGACCUCAGCCCCUGGGCGACAAUCCCAGCCUCGCUAAAGUUCAGCAGGUUCUGUUCAGAGUUCAGCUUCUUCAGGAGGAUGUUGACGAGUUUGUUGGCAGAAAAACAGACAAGAGUUAUCGUUGUCUGGAGGAAUUGUUGACCAAAGAGCUGCUGGAGCUGGACUCUGUGGAGACUCAGGGACAAGAGAGUGUACGGCAAGCCCGGAAAGAGGCUGUACAGAGAAUCCAGACCAUUCUAGACCAGCUGGAGCGGAAAGCUUUCUGAACUGGACUGUGAGCCACCAAGUAUUCUUUUCUUCAUUCAGAUCUUCCAUGUAAUAAUUGAAGGAUCAGUUUGAUUCUACAUAGCGAUAGUUUUGUUUUUUUCCUCCAACACAAUGUUAUUAAAAAAACUUACAUGAUAUGUACCUGAGAACAAGUUGGAGCUCUUAUUCUAUAAACUCUUUAAACAGGACAUGAUGUUUGUGUAUAUAUCAUACGUAACUUUCAGCCUCCGUGAGUGACUGUGCUGGCUACACAAUCUGAAACUUGCACAUCCUCUCUUUUGUGUCCUGCCUUUACCACCAUUCUGCAGGAUGUGACUGGAAAACAGUUUAUUUAGCUUCACAUUGCAGCUGUUUGUGGUCUAACUCGUGAUAUGUGUUCGGACUGCCCCUCAGGACUGUGGCUCUGUUUUAGUCUGAUCCUACUUGUAACUUAGACACAUGCACUUCCUCAGCUGUCUACUGAGACAGCUCAGUCUAUUUGCAUGAUCAUAAUAUUGUCUUUUCCUGUGAUGGAUUCAGUAUAGCUGCCCACCGCCCCCUUCCCCUCCUUGUUUCUGCAGCAGUGUGUUUUCUGUUAUGCUCCAAGCCUUGCAUGCACUGUAACCUCAGACAGGCACUCAGUCACGACAUGUCGGAGCCAAUUAUUGACGCCAGAGUUGUAGCAGAUGAAUGAAAACCCUCUAAAGAUCGCUGUCCUAAUUGUUCCAUCUUGUGUUUGAAACUGCCUUCAAAGCACAGACAUUCAAUCUGAUCUACAUAUGAAUUUCAUGUUUUUAACCCUAUAAACUACCGUACUGUUACUGCACAUAGGUAAAACAAGGUUGCGUAAAAUGUUUAUUUUUCUUGCGCUUUGUACACUGGUAUAAAGGAAAGGAGGAAGCUUUAACAUUUUCUGUAAGGUUUUAUGCUUGAACACACGGUGGUUCAGCAGUAGUUCGAGCAAAUAUUAAUUUCCAACUUCCUGGGUCAAAAACCCAAAUGUGCACCACAGUCCAUUGUCUUGUGUAUACAGUAGUGAGUAGUUGUUUUUUUUUCUUUCACAUGCUCUUGUGUUGUUUUACAGCGGGGAAAGUGCCACAUUUAAGAGAGUGGUUUAUAUAAUUAGAAGAAGAAAAAAAAAACAAACUUUUGCAUGAAAUGUAUCAUCUGGGAUAUCUUUAAUUUUAGGUUAAUGUUUAACUUUAGUUGUAAUGCAUGUUUUCAACACAAGGUGGAAAUCUUUGCUUGAUAAACUUUGAAGUUAUUGCAAAUUGAAGAAAACAAUUAAAUGUCAGCUAUUUUCUUAA